UCUAUAAUUGUUAGACAGCGUCCAUAGAAACGUCACUAAUAAGAUUCGGUCACGGCUGUAUUGUAGUUCCUGUAGAACGGGAAGGAAUUAUCUAAUAGUUAUAUAUGUAUAUCUCUACGUCUUCGGCUUCAUUUCAAAAUCAAUGAGUGAGGACACUGCAUGGCGAGGAGACCGGCGAGGAUACCGGCGAGGAGACUGAUGAGUUCAGCUGGUGAUUACUGAAUGUGAAGUGGGGGGAGGCGAGGAAGGCUUAAUGCUGUCAAUACGACGAAAGGUGUUUAGAACAGCUGUAGUAGUGUGUUUGGCUUGGAUAGCUCUUGUAAUUCAUUUUAAAGUUAAAACGCCUACUUUGACCGAUCGCCUGGUAGAUAAGAAACUAAAACGAGUUCAAUAUCACGACUUCGAUGAAGCAUUUAUAAAAAGGGAGAGAAAAUCUGCCAUUAUCUAUAUUAACAAUCCCGCCCACUGGCUGAACGACUGGAUAGGCACAGGAUGGGGGACUUCGGACGUCUUCAAAAGGUGUCCUAUUUCUAACUGUGUCUUAUCAAAAGACGAAAGAGUGUUUCCUGAAAGUGACGCAGUUAUGAUUAGACCGUUUGAUUUAAAAUGCCAUAAGAAGCAGAAACUUGGUCAGGUCUGGAUAUUGAUGGAGCAUGAAGCUCCGAUGAGUUUCGACUUUCCACCCGGUAGAAAUAUAAAGCCAUGUCAUAAAAAACUAUUUAACUGGACGUUUACCUACAGGCGCGAUUCUGAUUUCACACUAGAACACGGGUUCUUCAAGAAGAGGCCGGAUGAAUACGAUUCAAAGUCACUGGAACGUUCGAUCAUAUCUAAAAGUAAAAGUGCGGUUGGCUUUAUAAGCAGUUGCGGCGUGAGUUCACAGCGCGGUUUGUACGUGAAUAAAUUAAGAGAUAAUGGCCUGGAUCUUGAUAUUUUUGGAGCGUGUGGGAACUUGAAAUGUCGAGGUGACAACAGACACAAGACCUCAUGGAAUACUUCAGGUGCUAGAAAUGAAUGUUUCGAUGUGAUGAACUCUAAGUACAAAUUUUACCUCUCGUUCGAAAAUUCGCUUUGUGUUGAUUACGUCACCGAAAAAUCACUCAACCUGAUAAUGAGCCGAGACAUUGUUCCAGUGAUCCGUGACGGUGCCAACCACUCCAUUUACCACCCUCCCGGGUCUUACAUACAUACCAGUGACUUCUCUAGUCCAAAACAACUAACUGAAUUCAUAUUGAAUGUUGCAAAGAAUGAAACAAAAUAUCGUAAAUAUUUUGAAUGGAGAAAUCACUAUACCAUUCACGGAAUCAUUGACGUAUUACAGAGGAUUUUUUUGUGA
Pecten maximus is the source of this 1336-nucleotide messenger RNA. Its product is annotated as glycoprotein 3-alpha-L-fucosyltransferase A-like. The record is from RefSeq and is a predicted model, not a curated record. Gene Ontology annotation, molecular function: alpha-(1->3)-fucosyltransferase activity. Lineage: Eukaryota; Metazoa; Mollusca; Bivalvia; Pectinida; Pectinidae. Gene Ontology annotation, cellular component: membrane.